GGCCCGGCUCCGCGCGCCCCCGCUCCCCCGCGCGCCCCCGACCGGCGGCGCCCGGCCGCUUGUCCGGGGUGACGUCAUCGCCCCUGUCUCCUAGCAACCGACGGGGCCCGUGGCGGCGGUUGGGCUCCCGGGAUCCGCCGGCUCCGCUCCGCCCCGCCAUGACGGCAAGGACCUUAAGGAGGUUGUGGUUCCAUAGAAGGGUUGUUGGAGUUAUGGUUAUAAGUGCAGACGGCACUCCAAUUAAAAAAAACCUAUUGUACCCUGCAACAGUUCAAUAUGCAAAGCAUCUUCAUCACCUUAUAGAACUAGCACAGUACGCUGUGAAAGAAUUUAAUCCUCAAGAUGCCCUAAAUCUUCUUCGGAUUGCUACAGAGAAAUAUGAAAUCCUGGUAAUCCCAGCUAAGGAAUAUCUUCUUGUCGUUCUUCAGGAUCCAUAUGACUAGACCUUCUGCAGUAGUAAUCUUGCAUUCACGAAACUAUACUUUGAAAAAGGCUCAAGUUUUCAUUGUGGUCCUUACUGAAUUUACUAAUGUACUGAGCUUGUCUUUAUUAAAACUGUUUCUAGCACAGCUUCUUAGUUUUUGUUUCUGGUUGAAUUUUAGAACUGUGCUUUAGCAAGAUAUACACAGAUCAAAAUCUGAUGUGAGUUGCCAAGCUUAAUGACUAAUGUAAUAAAAAUGAAUAUGUGAAACAUG
Molecule: messenger RNA, 695 nt
Organism: Tachyglossus aculeatus (Australian echidna)
Lineage: Eukaryota; Metazoa; Chordata; Mammalia; Monotremata; Tachyglossidae
Product: dynein light chain roadblock-type 2-like
Exons: 4
Coding region: 159-443 (94 amino acids)
Biological process (GO): microtubule-based movement
Cellular component (GO): cytoplasm; cytoplasmic dynein complex; centrosome
Molecular function (GO): dynein intermediate chain binding
Source: RefSeq, a predicted model, not a curated record